Messenger RNA from Protopterus annectens (West African lungfish), 957 nucleotides. Its product is annotated as olfactory receptor 6N1-like. The coding region runs from base 1 to 957 and encodes 318 amino acids. Gene Ontology annotation, biological process: G protein-coupled receptor signaling pathway. The transcript has a single exon. Gene Ontology annotation, cellular component: membrane. NCBI's taxonomy places the organism in Eukaryota, Metazoa, Chordata, Ceratodontiformes, Protopteridae. The record is from RefSeq and is a predicted model, not a curated record. Gene Ontology annotation, molecular function: G protein-coupled receptor activity; olfactory receptor activity.
AUGGCAGAGCAAAACCAGACAAGUCUACAAAUCACAGAAUUUUUUAUUGUCUGUUUUCCUAACCUUCAGGACUGGCAAUCUCAGACAAUUUUGUUUGCUAUAUGUUCUGUUGCAUAUAUUAUUGUACUACUUGGAAACUUGCUUUUUAUUAUGACAGUAAUCUCUGAUUACAUGCUGCAUGUACCAAUGUAUAUUUUAAUCUGUAACUUGUCCAUCUUAGAUAUCUGUAUCCCUUCUGUUACUGUACCAUCUAUGUUAUCACAUUUUCUGUUCAAUAAUAGAUUUGUUGCAUUUAGUGGUUGUUUUUUACAGACAUUUCUCUAUCUGGGUUUGGGUGCGUCAGAAUCAUUUACCCUUAUGAUUAUGGCAUAUGACAGAUAUUAUGCUAUCUGUAAGCCUCUUCACUAUCCUUCUGUUAUGACCAACAGAAAAGCUAUACAACUGUCAAUUAUAUGUUGGAUUGGAGGACUUAUGACCCCAGUGGCUUCACUCUGUCUUGCUCUUAAGUUACCCUUCUGUGGACCAUAUAAAGUGUACCACUGUUUUUGUGACUAUGCUGCAGUUGUCAGAUUGGCUUGUGCUGAUGUCAGUUUCAUAACAGCCAUCAGCUUUACAGUGGUUUUGUCAGUGCUUCUUAUUCCACUGUUCUUUAUUGCACUUUCCUACACAAAAAUAAUAAUAACUUUGCUUAAAAUUAACACAUCUGAUGGUCACUGGAAAGCAUUUUCUACCUGUGCAAGCCACCUCCUUGUUAUAUCUAUAUUCGUACUAGUUGCUAUUUUUGUCUUUGCUUCUUACAGAAUAUCUGGUUUCCCUGCAGAUGCUCGAAUUUUGGGUGCCAUUCUACAGAAUAUAUUCCCACCAAUGGUGAAUCCUAUAAUUUACUGUUUGAGGACAAAAGAAAUCAGGGACAGUUUUUUCAGAACAAUAAAAAAUAAUAUAUUCCUAAAAGUAUAA